Molecule: messenger RNA, 1176 nt
Organism: Helianthus annuus (common sunflower)
Lineage: Eukaryota; Viridiplantae; Streptophyta; Magnoliopsida; Asterales; Asteraceae
Product: glutamic acid-rich protein-like
Exons: 1
Coding region: 1-1176 (391 amino acids)
Source: RefSeq, a predicted model, not a curated record
AUGGAUGAUGUUUUAAAUGAAAACAAAAGAUUAGCAGUUGAAAGCAAGAAAGUGGCUGAUCGUGAAAAGAUUCUCGAGAUGCGUGUAAAGAAGUUAGAAUCUGAAAACAAGUCUUUACUGAAGAAGAUAGAUACCGAUCAGACAGAGAUUGAUUUCUUGAAAGUGAGGGUGGCAGAGUUGGAAGAGGAAAAGACACGCCGAGAUGAGCAAAACAAAUAUUUUGAAUUAAAGAACAAAGAACUUGAAGCUGCGAAAGUGUUAAAAGAGCACGAAUUCUAUAUGAUGAACAAAGUGAUAGAAAGUAUGCUUGGGAAGUCAAUAGAGCAAAGAUUUGAAGAAAUUCAAGUUGAAGAAGUCAGAGCUAAGCGCCAAGCUGAGAUUGAAGCUCUAAUGAAAGACAAAGGCAAGAAUGCUGAAGGCAGUGUUGCAAUAGCUGAAAGAUUAAUCGUUCCAUCUUUAGUCGUUGAAAAUCCUGUUCCUAUUUCUGCUAUCUCUGGUAUCUUUGAAGAAGAUGUAUCACUUGAAGAUCUUGCUGGUAAUGACGAUGAAGAAGAUGAUGAGGAGGAUGACGAUGAAGGAGAUGAUGACGAAGAAGAUGACGAUGAUGAAAAAGUGUUUUCUGCUAGUAGUCAUAGUUCUGAUGAUGACAAUGACGACGAUGACAAUCAGGGUAGUACUGGUAUUACAGUGACUAAAGCUUCAAAUGAGCAAAAUGUUGAAGAUUUAAUGAAAGAUGAUGUGAAUGAAGAAACAGAGGGAGUUGAUGGAAAGGGGGAGCAUGGUGAUGAUCAAAACGUCGAUCAAACUGAAAAGUUGAUUCUGAGAUUAGAACCUCAUGUAGAGGAAGGUGAGUUCAGACAUACGUAUACAAUGGCUGAUAUUAAAGAAAUGACGCGUAUGGUAGAUCCAGAUUUCAAGUUUGAUUUUGAAGAUGAAUUGAAUGCGUUCGACAUCAACCAACAACCUGAGUACGAAUACAAGUAUGUUGAAGAUGCUGAUGUGUACGACAGGGUUAAGGUUGAAGACUGUUCUGAUGAGGAAAGUAUGAAUGAAGAUACUUCUCAGUUUCCAACACUGAUGGAGUUCUUUAGUGAAGAAAAUAGAGAUGAAUUAAGGAGGAAAGUCGCUGAAAUUUUGAAAGACAAGAAUUUCGAUGGUACUCCUAAAGAUAUGUAG